Molecule: messenger RNA, 2376 nt
Organism: Lodderomyces beijingensis
Lineage: Eukaryota; Fungi; Ascomycota; Pichiomycetes; Serinales; Debaryomycetaceae
Source: the annotation of a GenBank genome assembly
AUGUUUGGAGGAAACAAUACGUCAAACCUGGGGUCUGGCUUUGGAGGAUUCGGCUUUGGAAGCAACGUCAACGCCAACUCCAAUCAGCAGCAACCACAACAACCGCAGCAAAAUAUAUUUGGAGCAAAGCCAUCAGGAAUAUUUGGUCUGAAUACAACUCAAGGAACCACCACGGGUCAACCCGGUGGUCUUUUUGGAAGCGGAGCGUUUGGCGCUAAAAAGGACGGAGAGUCAUCUGCUUCGCCAGCUCCGGCAUUCCCUUUUGGCUCCAACGCCAACGCCAAACCCAGCACACCAGCAUUCGGAGCCGCCGCAACGAAAGAUGCUCCGGCACCGGCAUCAACUUCAGCAGCACCAUUUGGAUCCAGCACUAGUUCAUUUGCUGGUCCUUCAAACACCGGUGGGCUUUUCGGAGCAAGACCACCUACUGCUGGUGCUGGUGCUGCUCCAGCAAGUGGGACUUUAUUUGGAGCAAAUCCAAAUGCCGCGCCAUCGGGGACAGGAGGCCUAUUUGGAAGUCAGCCAGGAGCAGCAGCACCGGCUCCAUCCACCGGUGGACUUCUUGGUGCCCCAAAGACAGACGCUUCUAAACCAGGGAGCGGAAUGUUUGGAAGCCAAACUAAUGCUGCACCCGCUGGGACAACAUCGGGUUUAUUUGGAGCCAAUGCAAACGGAGCACAACCUGGGUUUGGAGAUUCGUUAGCAGCCAAUGGUAAAAAGGAAGAAAGCGCAGGAGCUCCAACCCCAAGUGCAUUUGGCUCUGGCGGUUUCCUGUUUGGUGCAAAGAAAGACGAAGGAGACAAGCCAGCCAGUGGUUUCUUGUUUGGUGCAAAGAAAGACGAUGAAAAGGAAAAACCCUCAUCUGGGUUCCUGUUUGGUGCAAAGAAAGACGAAGGAGACAAGCCAGCCAGCAGUUUCCUGUUUGGUGCAAAGAAGGAUGAGGCUGCAAAGCCAGCUAGUGGAUUCCUGUUUGGUGCAAAGAAAGACGAAGGAGACAAGCCAGCCAGUGGUUUCUUGUUUGGUGCAAAGAAAGACGAUGAAAAGGAAAAACCCUCAUCUGGGUUCCUGUUUGGUGCAAAGAAAGACGAAGGAGACAAGCCAGCCAGCAGUUUUCUGUUUGGUGCAAAGAAGGAUGAGGCUGCAAAGCCAGCUAGUGGAUUCCUGUUUGGUGCAAAGAAAGACGAAGGAGACAAGCCAGCCAGCAGUUUCCUGUUUGGUGCAAAGAAGGAUGAAGAAAAGGAGAAACCUUCCUCUGGGUUUCUGUUUGGUGCAAAGAAAGACGAAGGAGACAAGCCAGCCAGUGGUUUCCUGUUUGGUGCAAAGAAAGACGAUGAAAAGGAAAAACCCUCAUCUGGGUUCCUGUUUGGUGCAAAAAAGGAUGAGGGUGAAAAGCCUGCUAGUGGGUUCCUGUUUGGUGCAAAAAAAGAUGAGGGUGAAAAGCCUGCUAGUGGGUUCCUGUUUGGAGCUAAAAAGGACGACAACAAAGCAGACGACAAGAAACUUGGCUCUACAUUUUCAUCAACUCCAGUUCCAGUUGAAUCAGUUUCAAAAUCACAAUCCAACCCCGUGCAGCCGAAUUUGAAGCCAACUAAAAUUGAACCCAUUCCGGUUUCCAUCGAUAAUAAAAAUCUCGAUGACUUGAUCCUUAAAUGGUCCAAACAAUUGAAUGCUACAUCGAAGCUAUUUGAAAACUAUACGGGCAAAGUUAAGAGCUGGGAUAUCAAACUUGUUGAAAGUGGAGAUGCAAUCACAAAGUUGAACCAGGACUCGAUAGAAGUCGAGGCAUUGGAAUCAAAGAUUGAUCAGCAAUUGCUCUUUGUUGAAAACCAGCAAGAUGAAUUGGAAAAGAUUUUGGACAAUUACGAGCAGCAGACUGAUUUAUUAUUGAGCAAUCUUGAGGUGAACAGUGGAAGUGGUCUUUCAAAUGCAGGCAACAGACAAGCAGCGAUUACAUCAGGGCCUGGUGGGUCUGCAGGAUCAAACGUAAGUACCGCUUUGACAAAAGACGAUCACUCGCAGCAACCGAGCUACAAUUUGACGUCAAACAUGAGUGCUACCGACAAGCUUCGAGAAAAGGCCUAUUUCAACGCAGAGUUGUUGGAUGAAAGACUCGACGGGUUGGGCGAAGGACUAAACACGUUGAUUGCCGAAGUCAACUCCAUCAGCGACGUCUUUAACAAGAACAUGAUAAACAACCUAGGUCAAGACGGAGGUAGCGGCACCACCCUGUCCAACACUUUGUCCGACAAUAAACACCCAACAUCGAAGAAUUCAAUAGAGGAGAUUAUUCAAUUAUUGAAUCUCCAUUUGGAGAAUCUCAAGUACAUCGAAACCAAGGAGAAUUUGCUCAAGAAGAAACUAGAAGGUUUUUCAUAA